Musca domestica (house fly) is the source of this 1309-nucleotide messenger RNA. RefSeq names its product putative gustatory receptor 36c. The transcript has 3 exons. Gene Ontology annotation, cellular component: membrane. Lineage: Eukaryota; Metazoa; Arthropoda; Insecta; Diptera; Muscidae. Bases 101 to 1309 code for a protein of 402 amino acids. Gene Ontology annotation, biological process: sensory perception of taste. The record is from RefSeq and is a predicted model, not a curated record.
CUGUACUAAUGACCAUAAUUUCUGAUAGUGAAUCCGAUAUGACCACAUGACGGCCACCAAAAAUCACAGUCUGCCGUCCAACUGAAAUUAGUUCCAUAGAAUGUAUCGUGCGGCUCGCUUUGCAACUGUCAUGGCUUAUUUAUAUUCCAUCCUGUUUGGAGUCAUAGCCUUUACAUAUGACCUUGAAACGGGUUAUGUAACUAAGAAAACACCCUUAACCACCUAUUGUCUCUUGAUAAACUUUCUCACCGUCUCGUGUGUCAUCUAUUUUGGCCGUAACAUGGAAUUGAAAAUGGAAUCCAGUGAUAAACCUGAUCUACACAAUAAAAUAUUGGUUGCCCUGACCUUCAUACGCAUUCUUGGAGUAUCACUGACUUUGGUAAACAAUUGGUGGCGGCGUGAUGAAUUCAUACAUAACCUCAAUACAUUUAAAGCGUUUCGAGAGCGAUUCUUGCGCAAGCAUUCGACCAACAAGAGGUAUGAGGAAUAUUUUAAUCAGCAAAUUGUUUUAAAAUUUGGUAUUGGGGCGCUGUGUGAGGUGAUUAUGUUCUAUGGAUCGGUGCGCAUAAUGAGGCAAAUAUUUUCGGAUUUUUGCCGUCACACGGUCUUUGGUCUAAUGUCGACGGUGUUGAAUUUGAUGGCCUGUCAUUACUUCUUCAUAGCUCUUAGUGUUCGAAUCCUAUUCUGUAUUAUAGCCGAUGAAUUGAGGAGACUCCUCACCACCAUGGAGAAUUUAUUUGCCGACUUCCACACCAAGUGCAUUGGUCCUGGGCUUUUAAGUGUCAAGAGUUGCCAGCUGGCCGAUGAAUUCGAUGACUUGUCCGGAAUGCACACGGAACUUCAAGUGCUCAGUGAAAAAAUCAACUCCAUGUUCUAUGUCCAGGGUUGUUGUGUCUUUUUGAUACUCUAUUUGAAUAAUAUUUGUGUCCUCUAUAUCUACUACAUGUUGGCCAAACAGGUGGAGCUGGGUCCCCAAUUCAGUCAUGCCAUUCUGUAUUUUUUACCCUUGGCAUUAUUGCUUUACUAUGCCGAUGGUUAUAUGCUAAUAGAUUUAGUAUUGCGUUACAUGGACGCCAUUGAAAUGCCGGCCCAGUUGUUAAAGGAUUGUGCCGCUUGGCUGCCCAUCUUGGAUCGUAGGCUAGAGGAAAGUGUAAAACUGUUCUCCCUGAAAAUGGCUGCUUUUCCCGUGAGUCGGAGUUUGUUGUAUCUUUUCGAUGUUACCCGGCCCAUGGUGUUUGCCACCAUCACUUCGACCAUCACGAAUGCUAUUGUUUUGGUGCAGUAUGAUUAUCAAUAUAAUGAAACUUAA